AUUAAUGGGAUGGGCCCGACUAUAAUUAGGGAUCUCUGGAGGAUCCCAAGUCCCCUGGCUAAGCAAAAAGAAGAGAACACGAGUGCAAGACUAUCUCUGAUAGGAAAGCCCGGAUAAUUCGACCGCAACAACUCUCCUCAUAAUCUCAAUUCAUCCCCACCCUCAUCAGAUCAGAUCUCCUACCCAGACUCAGGAGUCGCCCAAAGAGAAGCACAUGCAUGCUUGUUCUUCCUUGCGCCGCCGUCUGCUUCGUUCCUCGGCCAAUCUGAUUCCCUCUGCGCCCGCAAGACUUCAGAAUCUAAGCCGUGCACAAAUCCCCAAGUCCUUGUAUCGGACUCGAAGCCCUAUAACUUGGUCUAACUCACCGAGGACUUACUCCACUUCUCCAUCGCAUCAGUACGAACCGAGGAAGGCUUCAACCUUCUGGACGAUCACAUUCACCCUACUCCUAGUCGGUGCAGGAACCUGGCUACAGGAUAAAUACUGGACAGUUGACGACGCACUUCCACCUUCUCCCGAUUCCUCAAAACCUCAUCAAGAAACAGUUUCGCCUUUUCUCGGUAUAAUCGACACGUUGAAGACCAUGCCUAUUGAAGCUCAACCCGGAACCGUGGGCAACCUCACACCCGAACAGGAAGCAAAGCUCCAGGAGUUCUGGGUCUUGCUGCUCAAAGUGUGUGGCGUGGAAGGUACCGAGCAGUUGCAACAACAAUCCAGCGAAGCACCUUCACCUACCCCAGCCCAGGAAAAGAAGAAGCCUACGAAGCGGCGAUUCGGCCUCUUCGGGAGAGGCGGUGACGAGGCUGAAGACGAUUCAGCUAGCGCUCAGUCAGCUAGUGACAUCUCAACCAGUCUGGCCUCGAUCAGCAUCACCGAUGGAGACGAUAAGUACGGACAGUCGAAGGAGUUCCAGCAGGCUCUGGUUGAUAUGAAACCAGAAGAGAUCCGAACCAGCUUAUGGAACAUGAUCAAGCACGACAAUCCCGACUCGUUGCUGCUCCGUUUCCUGCGGGCGCGCAAGUGGGAUGUCAAGAAGGCGCUGAUUAUGCUGAUCUCUACACUCCGAUGGAGACUGCAGGAGGUCAAGCUGGACGAAGAUAUUAUGAAGAAUGGCGAGCAUGGCGCGUUGAAGCAGAGCCAAACCGCUGAUCCUGUUGAGAAGAAGGCCGGUGAGGACUUCCUGCUGCAGUUCCGCAUGGGCAAGAGUUUCUUGCAUGGUGUUGACAAGUCCGGUCGGCCUAUCUGUGUGGUCAGAGUGCGCUUGCACAAAGCAGGGGAUCAAGAGGUGGAGGCACUCGAUCGGUUUACUGUCUACACCAUUGAGACUGCUCGAAUGAUGCUUGCACCUCCUGUCGAGACAGCUUGCGUUGUUUUUGAUAUGACCGACUUCUCGCUGAGCAAUAUGGACUAUCAUCCAGUCAAGUAUAUGAUCAAAUGCUUUGAAGCCAACUACCCGGAGUGCUUGGGAGUGGUCCUGAUUCAUAAGGCUCCCUGGAUCUUUUCCGGAAUUUGGAACGUCAUCAAGGGCUGGCUUGACCCCGUGGUCGCCUCGAAGAUCCAGUUUACCAAAAAUGUCCAGGACUUGGAGAAGUUCAUUCCUAGGGAUCAAAUCUGGAAAGAGCUUGAGGGUGACGAAAACUGGGCCUACAAGUACGUCGAGGCCGAACCCGACGAGAACAAGAACCAGGAGGACACUGCCAAGCGCGAUGCGAUGAUCGCCGAGCGACAGCAACUCGCUAAGGAGUUGCAAGGUGCCACGAUUGCCUGGAUUGCAGCCAGCCAGAAGAAGGAUGACUCGGCUUUGAAGACCGCGACUGAGACGAGGAACGGUCUUGUUGAGCGGUUGAGAGCUCAAUACUGGGAGCUCGACUCGUAUGUCCGGGCUACUUCCCUCUAUGAUCGAAUCAACAUCAUCCAGGGUGGCGGCAAGAUCGAGUUCUACCCGGACGAGGUCAAGACGAAGGGAAAUGCGCUUCAUGAGGGCUAGAACCUAGAUGGGCGAACUAGCCUACAUUGCAAAGGUCUGUGUAUAAAUACAUUAUUGUUAGAAUUGUUACCCUGUGUGAUAUGAUAGAUGUCUUCUGUGGGUCUUAAUGAUGCCUUGUCACGGUAUAACGACCUGGAAAGAGCAUUACUGUAUGUACAAUUGGAUUGGGCCAUUUUUGUCUCCGGAGACACAUUUCCUGAUAUGGUAACUGUGGCUAGCAGUAGAGUAGAGGCUCACGAGCUCCAGGCUUUCCAUUGUUUCGGAUUACCUUUGUUAAUGAGAUUGACCGGUAAAUUUUCAUUUGUGAACUUAG
Messenger RNA from Aspergillus aculeatus ATCC 16872, 2300 nucleotides. Its product is annotated as CRAL-TRIO domain-containing protein. The transcript has 5 exons. NCBI's taxonomy places the organism in Eukaryota, Fungi, Ascomycota, Eurotiomycetes, Eurotiales, Aspergillaceae. The record is from RefSeq and is a predicted model, not a curated record. Bases 215 to 1987 code for a protein of 590 amino acids.